Lepisosteus oculatus (spotted gar) is the source of this 1928-nucleotide messenger RNA. The record is from RefSeq and is a predicted model, not a curated record. NCBI's taxonomy places the organism in Eukaryota, Metazoa, Chordata, Actinopteri, Semionotiformes, Lepisosteidae.
GUGUUUCACAACGCCGUGUUCUGUUCACGCGGUUUUGGGCUUUCGGGUUGUGUUUUAUUAUAGGUGUGUCGGGGUGCUUGUAGUGAUAGGGGUCUGUUUUAUUCUAGCUGUGUCGGGGUGUUGGGGUGCUUGUAGUGACGCGGUGCUGUAGUGACCGGGGUGUGUUCUAUUCCACAGGUGCCGGGGGGGGUGUUCUUUUCCAGAGGUUUCGGGGUGUCGGGGUGCUGUAGUGACCGGAGUGUGUUCUAUUCCAGAGGUGUUGGGGUGCUGUAGUGACCGGGGUGUGUGCUAUUCCUGAGGUGUCCUGUGUUCUGAGUGUGAAACGCUGUCCUCAGUGUCAGUGGCCCCAGACUCAAGAUGGGGGAGCGGAAAGGAGUGAACAAAUAUUAUCCCCCUGACUUCGACCCUGCCAAGCAUGGGUCACUCAAUGGCUACAGGAACAGCCACCCUCUGCGGGAGAGGGCCAGGAAACUGUCCCAGGGCAUCCUCAUCAUCCGGUUUGAGAUGCCCUACAACAUCUGGUGUGAUGGCUGCAAGAACCACAUUGGCAUGGGGGUACGAUACAAUGCUGAGAAGAAGAAGGUGGGGAACUAUUACACCACCCCUAUCUACAGGUUCAGGAUGAAGUGUCACCUGUGUGUGAACUAUAUCGAGAUGCAGACGGACCCAGCCAGCUGCGAUUACGUCAUUGUCAGCGGGGCUUGCCGCAAGGAGGAGCGCUGGGACCCUGCAGACAACGAGCAGAUUCUGGUGACCGAGCGCAGCGACAAGGAGAAGCUGGAGACGGACGCCAUGUUCCGGCUGGAGCACGGCGGGAAGGACCGGGAGAAGCUGCGUGCCGCUAUCCCAACCCUCUCCCAGAUCCAGGAGCACCAGGAGGCCUGGAGGGACGACUUCCAGGUCAACAGCGCCCUCCGCAGGAAGUUCCGGCCUACGAGGACAGACAGCAGUUAAAGCGACGGGAGAUUGCUGCUCGCUCCUGGUUUCCAUCCCCCGGGGGCGAAUCCCCGGCCUCAAGUGCGCUGCGCAGACUGGGACUGGCUGGGAAAGCGGGAGCAGGCCGUGUGCCAGGCCCCUCGACAGCCUGUUCCCCCCUCAACCUGGUCCGCAAGAAGGCCGACACUGGCGGGACACAAAUCUCCAUCACACAGCGCAGGAAUUCUGCCCCCGGGGGGCUCGAUUCAAGUGUUGAUCGGAGGAGAGAAGCGGGGGCCUCUUCAAGGAAACCAGAGCCAGAGGUGGUGGGUGUGAGCAGUGCAGAGCCUGUAGUGCGAGAGCAGGGGGCGCAGAUACACAGCACUCACACAGACUCGGACCACACGACCUCUGCACCCACCACAGACGGCUACCAGGCAGCUGGAACACUAGGUACAGCAGGGGGUUGUGGGACAGUGGAGGAACAGGAUGCCUGCUCUAAAACCCUGCAGGUCAGGUCUCUGGUGGCUGAUUACAGUGACUCUGGUUCCGAAUCUGAGCACUGAGGAGCUGCAGGAAUCUCCCUCUCUCCUUUCAUACUCUGCUCCCUCAGUAACACUCGUUUCAGCUCUGACCUACAAGCGAUUCACAGUGGCUGGAGCUGGUGAACUGGGCUGAAGUGGACUGGUGGAAGCCCUACACCCUGACCAGACUGUGGGACCUGACCAGACUGUCCCUGACCCCUGGACUGUCCGGUCAGAGCAGAGGACAGCCGUGCUCCCUCCUGCUGCCUGACCCCUGGACUGUCCGGUCAGAGCAGAGGACAGCUGUGUCUCAAACUCACGGAUUCUGUCCUGCACUGUCCAUCUGGGUACCAUGGUACAUGACAAGAGCAGAGGGGAGCCCUGCCUGGGUGGGCGUGGUCUGUGUGUAAAUGAAAUCCAGUACAGACAAAAUGUUGAUGUUUUUCAUUCCUUUUAUUACAACAAUUAAAAAGAUAUGCAAAAUACAAA